AUGCCAGCCGACGGCUCUAAACUACCCAAAGACCGGGCGUUCAUUCGUUCCGGUAAUUUGACUGUAAAAUCAAUCAAAAAGGAGGACCAUGGUCAGUACGAGUGUGUCUUAGACAACAUCAUCGCCACAUUAGUCACCACCACCACUCUCCUCGUCGAUAGUACGACACCUCACCCGCCGACUAAUGUAUCGGUAAACUCGAGUGCCUUUGCCGCGACAGUCACCUGGGUGCCUAAUUAUGAUGGAGGACAUCAGCAGUUCUUCAGCAUUCGCUAUCGAUUUUCCGAUGAGGACGAGACGGGAUGGAAGACCAUACGAGUGCAGCCGCCAGAGACCACAUCCACCUUCACUAUAUAUAACCUGCAAACAGAUACUGAAUAUGACUUUCAAGUGUUUGCGUCCAAUUCGCUGGGCAGAGGAAUGGGAUCUAAUAUAGUCAGAGCCCGCACUAAAAGUUGGGAUUCAGUAAAUGGUCAGUUUCCUACCGAUGCCUAUGGUUCCACUUAUAUGCCUAUACAAGAGCCUGUUGAAAUCACAAGACCUGGAACUACAGACACAUUGGAUGAGCCAACGAUUCCGUCGACAACAUCAGCACCGGUCGGUCCAAAGCCAGGGCCGGCGCGCAACGUAACCAUCGAAAAGAUGGCUCAGGGAUGGGUUGUUUCAUGGCUGCCACCCAUUGAAACAGCCAUUCCUGUCUCGUAUUAUACGGUUGAGUAUAAAGAAGGAGACGAAGGGAAAUGGAUUACAUCGGAGUCCAUAUCGAAAGAGACCGCUUAUUUAAUCAAGGACCUGCAUCAGGGGCUUAAAUAUACGAUUCGUGUGAACGCAUAUUCAAUACUCGGAAUCGGAGAUGUGGGACAACCACUUGAAUAUAAAAUACCCGGUCCGGAAGGAAUACGAGGUCCACGGGCUAUAACAGCCGGUAUAGUAGGGAGUGUCCUCUUCUUCGUGGCGGCCCUUAUAUUAAGCGUCUGUACGGUUAAGAUCUGUAAUAAAAGGAAACGACGAAAGUUAGAAAAGGCCUAUAUGAUGGUCACCUGUCCUGUAAUGGAUGGCGUGAAUGGUAGUCAUUCUCACGGCGGAAGUCCAGUGCCUCUCAAACAGAACGCCAGGGAGUCUUCUCGGAUUUACCCAACGUAUAUUAGGGAUAAUUAUUAA
Molecule: messenger RNA, 1161 nt
Organism: Oppiella nova
Lineage: Eukaryota; Metazoa; Arthropoda; Arachnida; Sarcoptiformes; Oppiidae
Source: the annotation of a GenBank genome assembly